GUCUGCGCAUGUGCGCUCGCCUUUAGGGCGGCCCUAGCUGCUGGUCCUGUACCUCUAUGGUCUCGCCCUAGAGUUUCGCUAUUUUGGGGCAGUGGCCGCAGUCGUGUCGGUAGCAGGCCCCAAGUGACAGCAGUAUGGAGGAAUUCGACUCCGAAGACUUCUCCACGUCGGAUGAGGAUGAGGACUACGUGCCGUCGGGUGGAGAGUACAGUGAAGAUGAUGUCAAUGAAUUAGUGAAGGAAGAUGAAGUGGAUGGUGAAGAGCAGGCUGAGAAAACCAAAGGGAAACGGAGGAAGGCUCAGGGCAUUCCAGCCAGGAAGAGGAAACAAAGUGGCCUCUUGUUAGACGAAGAGGAAGAUGGCAAGGAAGACUCGGGAGGCAGUAGUGAAGAAGAUGAAGAGGAGCAAGAAGGAGGCCUUGGGUCAGAGAAUGCAAGGAAGAAGAAGGAAGAUGAAUUGUGGGCCAGCUUCCUUAAUGAUGUAGGACCAAAGUCAAAAGCAGCCCCCAGCUCCCAAGCUAAGGUAGCAGAGGAGACUGAAGAGACUAGUUCAAAUAAACCGUUGGUCAAAGCAGAUGAGCUAGAGAAACCUAAAGAAUCAGAAAAGGUGAAGAUUACCAAGGUGUUUGACUUUGCUGGCGAAGAAGUGAGGGUGACUAAGGAAGUAGAUGCCACAUCUAAGGAAGCCAAGUCUUUCCUCAAGCAAACAGAGAAAGAAAAACCGCAGGCUCUUGUCACUUCAGCUGCCACACCGCUCCCUGCUGGGUCAGGGAUAAAAAGAACAAGUGGUAUGAGCAGCCUUUUAGGGAAAAUUGGAGCCAAAAAACAGAAAAUGAGCACCCUUGAGAAAUCCAAGUUGGACUGGGAGAGCUUCAAGGAGGAAGAAGGGAUCGGUGAAGAACUGGCCAUCCAUAACCGAGGGAAGGAAGGGUACAUUGAGCGGAAAGCUUUUCUGGAUCGAGUGGACCACAGGCAGUUUGAAAUUGAGCGAGAUCUCAGGCUGAGCAAAAUGAAACCUUGACAUUCUGGGGAGAAUUCCUAGCAGCUUAAUCCUAUUGACAAUGUGAGCUCUUCUCUGUGUUUGUGAAAUGUUUCCAGUGUUCAUCAUGUUUCCAGCAAGCCCCUUUUUCUACGUUGCAGUUUGUUUAAUGUAUCUUAAUCUCACCUGGUUUCAUUAAUUUUCCUUUUUAAAAUUUGUCUUUAAAUAAACAAAUAGAACCCA
Molecule: messenger RNA, 1220 nt
Organism: Apodemus sylvaticus (European woodmouse)
Lineage: Eukaryota; Metazoa; Chordata; Mammalia; Rodentia; Muridae
Gene: Cfdp1
Product: craniofacial development protein 1
Exons: 7
Coding region: 135-1019 (294 amino acids)
Source: RefSeq, a predicted model, not a curated record